Ooceraea biroi (clonal raider ant) is the source of this 1324-nucleotide messenger RNA. RefSeq lists its product as uncharacterized. The record is from RefSeq and is a predicted model, not a curated record. Lineage: Eukaryota; Metazoa; Arthropoda; Insecta; Hymenoptera; Formicidae.
AUUGAAUUAUACGCACUAUGUAACUGCUGACUGAGUAGUUGCAAUUCUUGUCUCUCCUUCAAUGGGACAAUGUUACACGAAGCAUAAUAACAAACAUUUCUAAAUGUAUCUUCCUGUACGAAGUCCAGCUCGAAAAUGCUUUUUGGGUUCUUGGACUUAUGAUAGUUAAUGACUAGCAGAUAAUAACCCAUAUAGAACAAAAUCCAAAACAUAUGGCAAAGAUGUCUAAAGGACGUCUUGAUGUCUUUCAGUCAGUAAAUAAGCUACAUGUUGACUGUGAAAAAUGUAGCCUUUAAAGUGAAGUUUUUUAUUAUUUAGAAUAUUUAAAAAACAGUGCACAGCAAAAUGGGAAACAAAAGUGGCUAUUCUUUAUCUCGCCCCAGACUGUCCCGGCAAAAGGAUACGUACAGAGACGACGACUAUUGCGGAUGAUGCAGGCUGAAAAGGCAAAGCACUCUAAGCCACUGAAGAUGCUAAUGACAAAUGCAACUAUUUUGAUCAAUUUGUCGAAUCACCAAGUGACAAGAUAGAUACUGAAGAUACAAAAAUUGAUAUCUCAAUAAAGCAGUUCCUGGAUUCAACUUCAAAUACAAUGUCAGCAUCCACAGACAACAUACCAGAACCACAACUCUUCACACAUUCCAUCAUAAAUACUCAUCCAGUCGACAAAAUGUUAAAGAUGGAGUGUAUAGAAGAACCUCUGAGUGAAACACAGUUGUCCUCUACAAUGAAACUCGAAGAUAUGACAGAUUAUGACAGAGUUGCAGCUACCUUGGAACAACUAGUUGAGGAUUAUGGGGGUAAAUUGGUACGUCAAACUGGUGUCAUCAGUUAUGAAUACACAUUGCCUGCAAAUCAGACGGCGACUCCGACAAUAGUUCCAGACAAUCCUCAGAUCUCAAACGUUACUCAGCAAAAGGAGAAUUCGGCGCCAAUCAAACUGGAAAGCGAUAAUAUAAGUGAGCCUCAAGAAAAUGUUCAGCUGGAAAGCGAGCCAUGUGCAGGAGCUAACUUGGAACCUGUUACACAAACUCAAGGUACAACUACGACGACUACGUCCUCCGUGGCGUCCACCAAUACACAGACACAACAAAAAGAGAAUUACAUGUAUAACAAAUCUGGGCGUAAGAUAGAAAGAGUUAUUUAUGUGCGCCAACCUGAUGCCAUACAAAAGGUACGGAAAAGUUGGAAGGCUCAGCGGAAUCAGUCGAUUCAGAAACCUAUGGAACGGGCUAGUAUAGGAGGAAUAUCCGUCGGCAGCAAAAAAUUGCAGGUGGAAACGAAGAAUGCUUACAUUCUUGGGAUGUAGUCCAGUUGACACUGG